AUGGGGUGCGCGUCGUCGACGUUCACCGAGGACGACGAGCGCCGGAUCAUCGGGGUGUCAGCCUCCGCGUCCCACAUCGUCUCCCUCACCUCCUCCACCUACGGCAUCCUCACCUACAACCUCGCCACCUCCCCUUCCACCAAAUCCGCACCCCCGCCGCCGCCGCCGCCGCCGCCUCCCCCGGCCACACCGCUCUCGCUCCCCUCCUGCAGGGCCAAGCCCAAGCCGCCCUCCGACGAGCAACCGGAGGCCGAGGUCAUCAACUCGUGGGAGCUCAUGGCCGGCCUGCACGACCCCUCCACCCCGGCCAAAUCCAGGUCCCCGCGCGGGCCCGCCCGCAGGGACGCCGGCGACCGCCCGCCCCGCCCCAUCCGCUUCCCGCUCCGCGCCAUCGACGGCAACGCCGCGGCGCGCAUCCUCCCCCCUCCGCCGCCGCAGCAGCGCUGCCCGCCCGGCGGCGCGCGCUGCGCCGUGCUCUACACCACCACGCUCCGCGCCGUGCGCGCCACCUUCGAGGCCUGCAACGUGGCGCGCGCGGCGCUGCAGUCCCACGGCGUCGCCUUCCGCGAGCGCGACGUCUCCAUGGACCGCGGCUUCCGGGACGAGCUCCGCGCGCUGCUGCCCCCCGGCGCCCCGGCGGCGCUGCCGCGGCUGUUCGUGCGGGGCCGGCACGUGGGAGGCGCGGAGGAGGUGCUGCGGCUGGACGAGGAGGGCGCGCUGGCGCCGCUGCUUGAGGGCCUCCCCCGCGCGCGCUCCCACGGCUGCUGCGACGGCUGCGGCGGCAUGAGGUUCCUCCCCUGCUUCGACUGCUCCGGCAGCCGCAAGGUGCUGUCCGGCGCCGGCGCGGCGGUGAAAGGGCGCCCGGAAAGGGGCGUGGUGCUCCGGUGCCGAGAGUGCAACGAGAACGGCCUCGUGCUCUGCCCCAUCUGCUCCUGAUCAGCUGGAUUUUUCACCUCGCUGCAUGGAUCUACUCCAGUAGGUUUCAGUUCGACCUCCCCUGUUCUGCUGUUCAGAUCGAUGCUACUUGUUGUAACUGAGACUCUGGUGGGUUAACUGAGGGUAGUCGUCUGAGUUCUUUUCUGAAUUUGAACUGCUUCGUAUGUAUUCAGAAAAAAAACUGAGCUUUGCACUGA
Messenger RNA from Hordeum vulgare subsp. vulgare (domesticated barley), 1133 nucleotides. RefSeq lists its product as uncharacterized. Bases 1 to 936 code for a protein of 311 amino acids. NCBI's taxonomy places the organism in Eukaryota, Viridiplantae, Streptophyta, Magnoliopsida, Poales, Poaceae. The record is from RefSeq and is a predicted model, not a curated record. The transcript has a single exon.